UAAAAAAAAGUCAGUCCUUGGGUCGUUUUUAAAAAUGAAAUAAAAAUAAGGGAAGACUCUGGCUUUGUCCAAGAAGAAAAAGGAAGACUUCGGCUUAAUUAGGCAUUUAACCCCGACACACGGCAGAACAUUCCAAUAUCUGUUCCCAAUCACAUCCCCUUUAAAGAUUAGAUUAAAGUGUCCGAAGUCAAACCCACCUUUGACCUCUUCCCCGCUUCUCUGGAUUGGAGAGCUUCUCUUGGAAUCCGAUAAUGUCAAAAACCAUUAAUCUAAUAAAAGCCAACGCUUCUAACCCUAAGGUUUGGAUUGUGGCGGGAAUUACAGUGGCCGGAAUCCUACUUCUGGCUGACACCACUAGAAGGAGGAGGAGGAAAGCUAUCAUCAUCCAAAGACAAGAUUUUGGCGCUUUCUUGGAACGCUUCGACUUAAUCCCUUUCCCCCAGCCGCCAACUCCUCCCGCCAAACUUCCAUUACAAGGUCUAACAUUUGCCAUCAAGGACAUGUUCGUCAUUCCACAUCCUUUCUCUUUCUCCCUUGCUAUACUUUUGUUAUACUUUUGGUUUUCCCUUUCAAUCUUUUUCUUUCUUUCUUUUAAUGGUUGCAACAGAUUUGAUGUAAAAGGUUAUGUAACGGGGUUUGGGAAUCCCGAUUGGCGUAGAACACAUGAGCCGUCUGAUAAGAUGGCGCUGGUGCUUACUGCUUUGUUGCAAAACGGUGCUAAAUGUGUUGGCAAGACAGUCAUGGACGAACUGGCUUUUGGAAUAAGGGGGGAAAAUAAGCAUUAUGGAACACCUAUAAAUCCCAAAGUGCAGUCAAAUAUUCCAGGAGGUUCUUCAAGUGGUUCUGCUGUGGCAGUUGCAGCUGAAUUUGUGGACUUUGCUCUAGGUACUGAUACAAUUGGCUGCAUUAGAAUUCCGGCAUCCUUCUGUGGUAUUCUUGGCUUCCGUCCAUCUCAUCGAGCUGUAUCUACUAUUGGGCUUAUUCCACAUUCCCAAAGUUUGGAUACUAUUGGAUGGUUUGCUCGUGAUCCAUCUGUUCUACACCGUGUUGGACAUGUUUUACUUAAAGUAAAAGCAGUGGAACCUAAAAGGGAAAGGCGCCUUGUGUUUGCUGACGAUCUAUUCCAGCUUUCAAAGGUUACCAAGCAGAAGACAGUUUAUGUUGUUAGCAAAGCAAUAGAAAAGCUUUCUGGUUACCAGCCUCCCCAGCAUAUUAAUUUUUCUCAGUAUGUUGCUUCAAAUGUGCCCAGUCUAAAAGCUUUUGGUCAAAAUUCCACAAACCUGCAAUAUGGAAUUUCUGCUUUGAAAGCUCUUUCAUCAGUGAUGGUGUCAUUGCAAAGCUAUGAGUUCAAAACAAACCAUGAGGAAUGGGUUAAAAAUGUUAAACCAAGACUAGGACCUGAGAUUUCCCAUCGUGUUCUUGCAGCAAUCAACACUAAAUAUGAGAACGUGAAAGUUUUGUACAAAGUCGGGACAGAGAUGCGGGCUGCUCUGCAAAGUCUUCUUAAGGAUGAUGGAAUAUUAGUGAUUCCCACAAUUGUGGACCCUCCACCAAAGCUUAAUUCAAUGAAAGAUUAUUCCACUGAGUUUCAUGAUAGAGCCUGUGCAGUAUUGAGCAUUGCUAGCAUGUCAGGGGGCUGUCAGGCUUGUGUUCCAUUAGGAAAUGAUGCUGGUUGUCCUGUUUCUGUUUCGUUUGUCUCGUACCAUGGAGCAGAUAAAUUUCUUCUUGAUGCAGUUUUGGAUAUGUAUGCAUCUCUGCAAGACCAAGUCAGCAUUGCAUCCAAGUCCGUGCCAUUGCCUGAUGUCAAUGGUAAUAUGGAUGCUUCUCAAUGGUGAAGGAAAAGGUUAUCCGGAGUUCAAUUAUUGCUGUGAUGUGAAUGACAUGUAGAUCUUGAAAAGAUGCCAUUAGCUUGAUCUGCGCUAUAAAAUUGCAGAACUGAGCUACAGGAAAAGAAACUAUUUCAUAUCCAAAUUGCUAGUCAACAAGGAGGAGAAGCGACCAGAUAUUGAAAAGAAUGGGAUUGCAAGAAUGACACAUACGAAAGAAAUUUGCUAACUUAUUUCUUAAACAUGCAAAUCAUGUCUAAGCUAAGGGGAACUCUUCACUAUAUGAAAACCUUGGGUUUUAAGCAUAUCUGCAGGUCAUCUCCAACUGAUGGAUUUAGACGCCUAUCUUCAGCGCUGAACCAUCCCGAUAGAACGCCAAGAGUUGGUUAUGGGGUAACUGGUCAAACCGAGGUUCAAUUUUUUUUUCCUUUCAUUUUAUUUUACUUUUGAAAAUUAGGUGUAAAGGUUGAACACAGAUGACAUAUGGAUGUCUUGUAUAAAUUUGAUUUUCCUUUCUAUCAUUUCCUAAUGGAACACAAUUUAAAGAGGAAUAAA
Molecule: messenger RNA, 2381 nt
Organism: Gossypium arboreum
Lineage: Eukaryota; Viridiplantae; Streptophyta; Magnoliopsida; Malvales; Malvaceae
Product: outer envelope protein 64, mitochondrial-like
Exons: 9
Coding region: 252-1835 (527 amino acids)
Source: RefSeq, a predicted model, not a curated record